This is a messenger RNA of Penicillium samsonianum, 999 nucleotides long. RefSeq names its product bZIP transcription factor. The coding region runs from base 194 to 883 and encodes 229 amino acids. The transcript is spliced from 2 exons. NCBI's taxonomy places the organism in Eukaryota, Fungi, Ascomycota, Eurotiomycetes, Eurotiales, Aspergillaceae. The record is from RefSeq and is a predicted model, not a curated record.
CAAAAGGAAAGGCUUAUAAAACCUGCCACGUGACCACCCGAGUGGCCAAAAAAAGGAAGCCGCAAAGAUCAUCAUUUUCCCAGGGAGAUCUCCAACCUGCCACAUAAAGCAGACCAAAGCCGCGCAAAUGAUUGUACAUAAAGAUUCCGACUGACCCCACAAAGAUCGGCUAUAUUCCAAAUCCAUCACGUCGAUGGACCCCAAAGGUCAGAAGGAUGUGGACCGACUCGCGCGCGUGCGCGAUAAUCAGCGCAAAAGCAGAGCCCGCAAGCAAGAGUACGUGAAGGAGCUAGAGCAGAGCCUGGCAGUAUGUAAAGAAGAAGCACAAGAAAAAGACAUCGCGCACAGACUAUCGAUGCAAAAAGUCGAAGCCGAGAACCGGCAUUUGAAAGCUCUCUUGGAAUCACUCGGUGUUUCGACGGGCUCUGUUCAGAAAUAUCUACAUGAUGCCGAUGCAGUAAAUGUCAAUCGAAAGAUUGCUAUUCCUGCCAUUCGGCGACCAGAAAAUGAAACCCCCAGCUCGAAACUGGCUAUGGAGAUUCCUCGAAUCUACAAGGAUCCGGAGACCAAGCUGGCGACUACAAAGAGCACUGAAUCAGCACCGCAGAGCAGCGAGCCGAAGCAAGAAGAGGAAGAUCCGGCUUUUUGUGGAUGUCGAGCUGAGAGACAGGAUUCACUGACGACGGAUGAAGAUGUGCUUAAUUCGACACUUUGUGCCAUUGCGGAAGAAAUGAUUAAUCAGUACAAUACCAAAGGGAUUGAUGUUGAUGAGAUCCGACGGAGGAUUUGGUCUGGGUUCCGGGCUGGUGCGAAUGGCACUGGGUGCAGAGUACAGAAUCAUGUUUUGUUCCAAGUUUUGGAUGAGAUUAGCAAUGAUGUUUGACUGGCUUUGGUUCUUGAGUGGAAUAUGUCAGCAAUGCCCCUUCCUAGAUGUCUAGGUGAAGCCAGUGCUGCUCUCUGUUUUGCCAACAAUUCACGUAAAACAAUGCUUGUAGGUAG